AGAAUCUUGCAUCUUGAAAACCACAUGUUAUAUACACAUCAUCAAUUUUCUUUAUCUGUUAUCUCUCGUUCCAUGCGAACAGUAUUCGAUUCUUGAUAUGUCAGUAGAAUGAUAUUUUGUUAAUACAUAUAUUGAUUCUAGUUGAUGGCCGAAAGUCGUAUCUGUGACUGGGUCAAAAACGAUUAAGAAGAAUACAUAUAUUGCUGAGAAUGGAGAUAUUUGUAAAUUUUAUAGAGAAGCAUAUUCUCGGCGCAAUUUUAUUGACGAUAUGGCUAUUGUAUUUUUGGGAUCAUUAUUUAAAUUUGCGUCAGAGGAAAUUAAUGCUGCAGUUGGUUGAGUUACCAAAAUCUGUCGAGGGAUUAAUGGCUAAAGAUGUAUAUGAGAAGGCUCGUGCAUAUGCAUUAGAUAGAAAUAGCUUUCGUAUUGUACAAGACCUGUUUUCUAAGAUUUUCAAUACAAUAAUUCUAGUAACUUAUGGUUAUUAUUAUGCUUGGCAAUGGAGUAUUGAAAUAGCUAAGUACUGCGGCAUUAAUCAUGAGAAUGACAUACUGCUAAGCGCAAUAUGUAUGUUUAUUGUAAAUGUUGUUUCUCACAUGAUUAAUCUUCCAUUAGUGAUAUAUGAUACUUUUGUUUUGGAAGAAAAACAUGGUUUCAAUAAACAGACAACUGCAUUUUUUAUUAAAGAUGAGAUUAAAAAAUUCAUUGUAUCGCACAUUAUUGCAUUACCCAUUUUGUGCGGUAUGAUUUGGAUUGUGAAAAAUGGUGGUGAUUAUUUCUUUUGGUAUUUAUGGAUAUUAUCGAUGGUGGUUUCGUUAUUUAUGAUGAUCCUGUAUCCAGAAAUAAUAGCGCCAUUGUUUGACAAAUAUUCACCAUUACCCGAUGGCGAACUAAAACAAAAGAUUGAAGAAUUGGCGGCUUCUUUAAAGUUUCCCUUGUACAAGCUGUUUAUAGUUGAAGGUUCCAAGAGAUCGUCACACAGCAACGCUUAUCUGUAUGGUUUUCACAAACAUAAAAGAAUUGUUCUUUUCGACACUCUCAUUAAAGGUUAUUGCAAAAAAGAUGAUGGUGAUUCUGACAAAGAUUAUGGCUGUGAAACAAACGAGAUAUUAGCAGUGCUUGCACAUGAAUUGGGUCAUUGGAAACAUAAUCAUACUCUAAAAGGAUUUCUGCUUGGUCAGAUGAUCUUUGUAGCCAACUUUGUUAUGUUCGCAAAACUCCUAAGCUAUACGCCAAUGUAUAACGCUUUUGGUUUUAUGGAUUCCCAGCCCAUAUUUAUUGGUCUAGUUAUAGUAAUAAUGUAUAUUUUGAUACCAUUGAAUAUAAUCUUUAAUUUCGUUAGCGUAGUAAUCGGUCGAAGAUUUGAAUUUCAAGCAGACGAAUUCGCUACAAAAUUAGGUCACGGCGAGGCUUUGAAAGCGGCUCUGUUAAAACUACAAAAGGACAAUUUAGGAUAUCCUUUGUAUGAUAAAUUGUAUUCCAGCUGGCAUCAUUCGCAUCCGCCUACUAUCCAGCGUUUGGAAGCGAUAGAUAAAAAAAAAUGAAGGCCAAAGUCUUUCAGUUCACACAAUUAUAACUAGUUUGCAUCUUAUAAAAAGAAAUUCUAUAGUGUAUCAAUA
Messenger RNA from Nylanderia fulva, 1616 nucleotides. Its product is annotated as CAAX prenyl protease 1 homolog. Gene Ontology annotation, molecular function: metalloendopeptidase activity. Gene Ontology annotation, biological process: CAAX-box protein processing. Lineage: Eukaryota; Metazoa; Arthropoda; Insecta; Hymenoptera; Formicidae. The record is from RefSeq and is a predicted model, not a curated record.